Messenger RNA from Cuscuta campestris, 1458 nucleotides. NCBI's taxonomy places the organism in Eukaryota, Viridiplantae, Streptophyta, Magnoliopsida, Solanales, Convolvulaceae. The record is from the annotation of a GenBank genome assembly.
CUAAUAAUUUCAUUAUUUGUUCUUGGAUCUGUAACAGUGUGGAUGAACACAUCCAACCAUCCAUUAUCUCCCAUAAAAUUGCUCAUGAAUUAUGGUUAGAUCUGAAGACCAGAUAUGGGGAUCGAAUGGACCUCGUAUUCAUCAAUUGAAGUUUGAGUUUCAAUCUUUGCGUCAAAAAGGACAAACUGUGGUCGUUUAUUACAAUCAAUUUGUGGCUUUAUGGAACAAGCUAUAUGGAUUUGUUGAUCCAACUUGUGGUUGCCGGUGUGAGGUUGCAGCUCUAAUUCGGGCGCGUGAGGAACAGGAGAAAACCCAUCACUUUUUGCUUGGUCUUGACGACGAACAAUUCGGUCACAUCCGAUCUCAGAUUAUUGCCACCGAACCUGUUCCGGACAUACACCGAGCUUAUGCUCUUAUCGUUCAAGAGGAACACCACAAGAGCAUUGUCCGUGGCCGAGAUGACCGUACGGACGCUCUCGCCUUUUCCAUGCAACGUCCCGCUCCUACCAUGGGUCGUGGAGACCCCCCUCAUUAUUCAUGUACACAUUGUGGAAAAGAUGGACAUUCCGUGGAUCGGUGUUAUCAAUUGCAUGGAUACCCGCCCGGGAAGGGGCGUGGGGCUUGCCGCGACACUACAUCCGGCCGAGGGGGUCGCGGCAGUAGCCGAGCACCGUCCGGCGGCAGUGGGACCCCUGGCCGUGGGGCUGGCCGAGGGGUAGGAUCGGCGACAGGGGGAGCAAAUGCAGCUAUCAACUCCAACGCCUUGGGCCUCACACCCGAUCAAAUGACCCGGUUACUUUCCAUGCUCGACGUUUCGUCUUCCGACAAGGAUACCAGGGCUAGUGGUGAUGCAACAUCUCGUGAGUGGCUUAUUGACAGUGGCGCCUCUCAUCACAUGACUGGAGCACCAGCUGUAGACCUUCAUGUAUAUUUCCUUAGCAUAAGGACAGGUGCAGAAUAGAUGGUGGUUGUCCUCAACACCAUUUUGGCAGAGAAGAUGAGCCAAAGAAUAAUUUUGUGCUUUGGAAUGCUCAUAUUCCUUUUAACAAUUAUGUUUAUGAUUGGGCCCUUAAUUAAAAAUCACAAACAUUUCAAAUUUAUUUAUUUUUAAAUACAACAUCUAAGUAAAAAUAAAAUCAACAAUCCAUGUUAAAAAUAUUCAAAACAUUAAGAUGGACAAUUAAUUACACCAACUUCUAACCCCAAUGGAAUUUAGAAGUUCAUAGUUUGAAGCUUAAACAAAUAAAUAUUUAUUACAAUAAUAAAAAUCUUACAAAAUNUCAAUUUUAGCUCAUAUUCCUUUUAACAAUUAUGUUUAUGAUUGGGCCCUUAAUUAAAAAUCACAAACAUUUCAAAUUUAUUUAUUUUUAAAUACAACAUCUAAGUAAAAAUAAAAUCAACAAUCCAUGUUAAAAAUAUUCAAAACAUUAAGAUGGACAAUUAAUUACACCAACUUCU